Molecule: messenger RNA, 1994 nt
Organism: Macrosteles quadrilineatus (aster leafhopper)
Lineage: Eukaryota; Metazoa; Arthropoda; Insecta; Hemiptera; Cicadellidae
Product: facilitated trehalose transporter Tret1-like
Exons: 4
Coding region: 486-1901 (471 amino acids)
Biological process (GO): transmembrane transport
Cellular component (GO): membrane
Molecular function (GO): transmembrane transporter activity
Source: RefSeq, a predicted model, not a curated record
GAAUACUAACAGUUACUUUGACAAUUUUCUUAAAAUCUAAUUAUUUUGUAGAAAAGACAAUUAAUUACAAAGUCUGACCCGCGAUAAACUACCUUGUAAUUUCACUACAAUAAGUUAUGGCGAUCAUGGUAGCUUUUAUUUUGGGAUUCCUAGGUUGUUGUCAAAUUGUUAAGUUUGUUGACAAUUAUAUUCUAGGCUUUAGUGACACCUGUCAAGAGUUCGCUUCUUUCACUAAGGAAGAACCUAGGCCUACCAAUAAUGGUUCAAGAAGCUGAAGGAAGAUCUAGUUCCAUAACCAAGGCAUUAGAUAAGAUAAAACAAUGUUUGUCAUACCUGAACCAGCAACAAUAAAUUGCCGGACGACAGCCAGAGUCUGGGGCUGGCGUGGCCAGAUGUUGAGGGGCAUCCCUCCUGCGAGGUCGGAGGUCAACUCCGGAGGUCACUGAGGGAGACACAAGUGAAAAGAUAGUCCACAUCAAGACGUAAUGGGACCACUCGGAGGAUCAUGGGGUGGAGGAGUUUUCAACCAAUACAGAGCUGCUCUCUCAGGGUCGAUGGCAUACACUCUCAUGGGAGCCGCCACUGCUUGGCCGUCACCUGUACUCAUCAAGAUGGCCAAUCACGAGACCCCGUUGAUCCUGGACGUGAACCAGAUAUCCUGGAUGAUCUCCAUGAUGUUCCUCGGACAUGUAACCAGUCCGAUCCCCACAGGAUACUUGAUGGAUAUUUUCGGACGAAAGAAAACUUGCAUUUGCUUAUCCAUUCUUCCGUUCAUUUCGUGGCUACUGAUCUUAUAUGCGGACACGCCCGCUCACCUCUACAUAGCGAGGUUCGCCGCAGGACUUUGGAUCGGAGUGACGACAACAAUUAUGCCAAUUUAUGUGAGUGAAAUUGCCGGGCCAAAAUUGCGGAGUUCGUUAACAACUAUUAACAACCUUCUGUUAAACUUUGGAGUGUUGUUUGUGUAUGUGAUAGGACCCUAUGUGUCUUACGACUGGUUGGCGAUCGCAUGCAUUUUUCUAACACUUUUUUACUUUUGUCUUUUUCUGCAAAUGCCUGAGUCUCCUUAUUACUACAUGAAACACAAUCAAAAGGAGAAGGCGUUUCAAGUUUUGUGCUGGUUGCGACAAGGGGAGCCAAAGCAGAGUAUUGAGAGUGAAAUUAAAAGGGUAGAAGUUGCAUUGGAUGAACAAAAAGAACAGAAGGGAACCCUUGGUGAUAUAUUAUAUGACAAAGCCAACAGGAAGGCGUUUAUAAUAGCGAUUACCUAUGCAAUCUUAAAAAGAUCUUCAGGUUCAGGAGUGUUACAAGCUUAUGCUUCAAUAACUCUGCCAAAAGUGACUUUCGGUGUGCUAGAUCCUGACUCGUGUGUGAUCAUCAUUGGAGUCAUCGGCCUUUUGUCUUCCAUCGCCUCAACAGGACUCAUGGUCAAGUACCAUCGACGUACACUGCUGACCAUCUCCUGUGGUGGUUGUGCUAUUGCCUCUGCUGUCGUCAUGGUGUGGUUCUACUACAACAACAAUUACUCUACGCUAAACUCAAAAUACAGUGACAUUGUCUUUCUAUCGUUCGCUCUCUAUUACUCUGUGUUCAACUUUGGACUCGGGCCCAUCGGAACUAGUAUCAAGGGAGAAAUAUUCUCUCCGAACGUAAAGGCUUUAUCCUCUUCGUUGACAACUUUAGUUGUAGCCCUCUCAGGGUUUCUAAUCAAUAAAUACUACUUGCUGAUAGCACAUAGUGUGGGAAUGUAUAUGAAUUUCUUUAUAUUCACUUUGUCUUGUGUUUUGGCCAUUUUGUUCUCAUGGACUUACGUUCCAGACACGCACAAUAGAACUUUGGAGGAGAUACGGGAGAUUUUGAAAUACGGGAAGAAAUUCAGAUUGUACUCAAAUGGUAGAUAGUAUUAUAUGAAAUAGAAAGUUUAGCGCUUAUGUAAUUGAUAAGGGUUUUAAGAAAGGAAUUUAAAAUUUUUGUUACCUUGUUGCAAAUAAAAG